This is a messenger RNA of Prorocentrum cordatum, 2482 nucleotides long. Lineage: Eukaryota; Dinophyceae; Prorocentrales; Prorocentraceae. The record is from the annotation of a GenBank genome assembly.
AGCGGCGCGGCCCGAGCCCUUGAAAAUCGGGAUCCCUAGCGAGUGCUAGCCCCCGGCCGCGGGCGACGCCGCUUGCCUUCCGCAGAAGCGCGGACGCCCUUGGAGGAGCCCUCCCUCUGCCCGCCGGCAGGGGCCGUGGGCCUCGGGGCUGGCAUGAGGCGCUCGGACAGCCGCGGCGGCGGUCGGGGUAGCACCCGCCGCCCCGCGGUGGGCGCCGAGGCAGUCCAUCGCCCCGCGGCGGCCGCCGGGGCGGUCUGCCGCACCCGCCGUCGCCUCCGCGGCCGUGGCGUUCGCCGCCGCGCGGGCAACGGCGCGACAGCCGCAGCCCCCCGCGGCCGACGCGCCGUGACAGCCGCAGCCCCCCGCCGAGGCCUCCAGCCUGGAGCCGCGACCGGAGCCGCAGCCGCUCGGGCGGCCGGCGGCGGGCCGGUGGUGGAGCCGGCGGGGGCGGUGGCGGGGGUGAGGGCGAGAUCACCGAGACCAUGGAGUUCCCCAGGCCUGUCAUGGGCGCGGUGAUCGGGAAGGCGGGGGCGACCAUCAAGGGCAUUCGGGCGCAGACGCAGGCGGCCAUAGCAGUCGACGAGCUGCCUGGCGGCGAGCUGUGCGAGUUCAAGAUCCGUGGCACGCCUGCCGCGGUGGACGCGGCCAAGGCCAUGAUCCUCGACGUAGCCAACAACGACCGCUCGGCGGGCGGCGGGCGCGGGGGCGGCGGCGGCGGCAACCACGGCGACGAGUGGGGUCGCAACGGCGGCAAGGGCUACCAGCAGCAGGCCCCCACGCAGGAAGCGGUGAUAGAGCUCCCCCUCGAGAUGGCCGGGCGGAUCAUCGGCUCCCGCGGCUCGAACAUAGCCGAGAUUCGUCAGCAGAGCGGGGCACACGUGAGCGUUGAUAAGCUCGACAACUGCUGCCAGGUGCGAAUCAGCGGGACGCCGGAGCAGAUAGACGUGGCCCAGGGCAUGGUCCGGAAGACGGCGAACUUUGCCAGCGAGCGGCCGCCUCCACCCCCGCCCAGGGCGCCGUCCAGGCUCGAGGACGAGCUGCAGGUGCCACACUCGAUGAUGGGAAAGAUCAUAGGUAAGGGUGGCGAGACCGUGAUGCAGAUGCAGCGCGACAGCGGGUGCAAGAUCGACAUCAGCAAAGCGACGCCAGGCAUCAUUCGCUUAUCGGGAACAUACGAGGAGAUCGCGAUCGCCAAGAGGAUCAUUUCGGAUAUCGUCGAUCAAGGUAUGCCCGGCGGGUAUGGCAUGCCAGUCGGCAAGGGGGGCGGAGACCGCUACGGUGGUGGCGGGAAGCCAGCUCCGAUUCAGGACACGUUGUCCGUGGACCCGUCUGCGGUCGGACGCAUCAUCGGCAGGGGCGGCGAGACGAUAAACUCUUUGCAGAGGGACUCUGGCGCCAAGAUAGAUAUCGACAAGAAUUCUGAGGGGCUGGUGCGCAUCAGUGGCCCUGGGGACGCAGUCGAGCGUGCCAAGAGGGCGAUCAUCGAUUUGCUGAACAGUAGUGAAAGCGGUGGCGGCGGCGGUGGUAAAGGCGGCCGCGGUGGUGGCGGCGGUGGCGGGCCGGACCGCACUGAGAACUUCGAGAUCCCGCCCGACGCCGUCGAGCGCAUUAUGGAGGCCCGGCCCAGGGUCGAGAUGCAGACGGGAGCGCGGAUCGGCCAGUCCAUGGAGAACCCGUGCAAGGUUGUAAUCAGUGGGAGCGCCAGGGCCGUCCAAAACGCGCAGUCGAUGCUGUUAGACAUCCUGGAGCGCGCCGAGCUGGGCGGCCCCCCAGUGAUGGCCGACAUAUCCCUGCCAGGCUCGCCAGCCGCCCCGCCCGCGUUCCCCCCGAUGCCCUUCAUGCCGGGCAAGGGGCUUGCGCCGCCCAUGCCCCCUCCGGAGAUGAUGCAGAUGAUGAUGCAGAAGGGGGGGGGCAAGGCGGAGUUCAUGCAGAUGAUGCAGAUGAUGAUGAUGAAGGGCGGCCCCCCCAGAAAGGAGAAGAAGGCCAAGAGCUCCAGCAGCUCGUCCUCGUCCUCCAGCGGCGGCGCAGACGAUGCAGACGACGGCCUCGACGGGGCCUCUGCGCUCGCGGGGGCUCGGCGCCUGAUGGACAAUGCCCCGCCCAAGCCAUCGUCAGCACCCUCGUGGGGCGAUUGGCUUGGGAAGGGGGGCGCUGCGCCUGUGCUGGGGAACAUCGGAGACGACGAGAUCUGACCGCGCACCACACUCAGCCCCCUCCUCUGCCACCUCCUUCUCCUUCUCAUCCGUCACCCACUGAUCGUCCUCUAACCGCUCCGUCUCCCCAAAUUCCCAGACGCUCCUCCGUUUCACGCUAUACGGUUCCUCGAUGGCCCCCAGGCGAUCCUCCGUCUCACGCUGCGGCGCAGCAUUGCAGUAGUGGCAUGCAGUGCUCGCGGAUGGGGUUGGCAAUGUCGUUGUUGGUGUAAAAGCAUCCUGCCGAUCUCCCCAUUAUUUUCCCCGCAUCCCCUCUUUCCUCCCUCUCC